CCAUAGAAGUAAUGGAUGUAUCAAACACCAGUUGUACUAAAACUGUUCCGGUCAACAAACGCUACAUAAAUCACUUCAAUGUAAAAAGAAAAUGCAGAUGUUUUCUUUGUUACAACUGUAAUUAUAUUCAUGUAUUUCAGUUGUGUCACAGCCCCCACCUCCUGAUAUCCCAACAGCAGAGCAACCUGUACUUCUCGACUCUUCUAUACCAAAGACAACACCUUCAAACGUUCCACUGGGAAGUUCCGGAAAUGACGUCACAAAGUUACCACUGUGUUCAGAUAUGAUAUGCACACUUGAAUUUAUACCAGACCACUGCAGAGUUGCUCAAGUUCUUGAGCGAAAUGGAAAGAAAUGUACCAGUUGUUGGAAGUGGAAAGAUUCUUGUAGAGAUCAGUCAAACAAAAUCAAGGAUGUUUUACCUCCGGAGAGUAACUGCCCAAAUCUAACAUGUACUGGAAACAUUCCACAGACAUGUGCUCAAAUAGAAACAUACGAAUAUAUGGGAAAGAUUUGUGAAAAGUGUCCAGUACAUAGGACCGGGUGUGUGCCUGAUUUGAUGCCUUCUCAAGGAGAUACCCAAUGUCCUGUAAAACCUUGUACUCUUCAGUUAAUUCCCGAUGAAUGUCGGGAAAUUCCAACAUUCCAGCAUGAAGGACUCACCUGUAAAGGUUGUCCCCGUUGGCGACAAGGCUGCAAAAUAACUCCGUCUGAUAAGGGUUCUCUAAAAGAUUCUCUUGUACCUAUAGUUUCUUGUCCAUUGUUGGUCUGCGACUCUUACGUUCCAAAAGAUUGCCAGGUAAAGAGGGAGUUUCAACAUCGGGGUCGAACGUGCACACAUUGUCCAAGCUGGAAAGAGGGCUGCCGGGAACAGGAAAGACUAAAUGUCUUGAAUUUUGCGGGAGGUAACCGUUUUGGAGGAACAGAGGUACCUUGUCCAAAAUUUCCGUGCAUAGAUUACAAUAUUCCAGCUGAAUGUAAAAUUGAUCAGCCAUUUGAAUUCAGAGGAAGAACUUGUUACAAAUGUCCGGUGCGAAGUCCCGCAUGUGCUACUAGUUUUCCGGGUAGAAAUACUCCAAAACUGCCAACGUGUCCACUUAUGAAAUGUGAAAGGCGUGCUGAUAUUCCAUCGAGUUGUUACCAGCGGGAAUUUUUCAAUUUUAGGGGAAAUGUAUGCGAGAAGUGUCCUUCUGUAAUACCAGAAUGUUUGUUGGUUCCACCGAGACCCAAUAUUCAGAUUACUCCCGAAAUCAUAGGCAGAGUAGAAACCCCAGAAAAAUCAUGCCCUCUGUUAAAAUGUGAAAUGAUGACCAUUCCACAAGAAUGCAUAGAAACUCCAGUGUAUCCACACGAGGGUAAAAUGUGUCAAGGCUGCCCAAGACCACGAGAAGGAUGUAUGCCAUCGCCUUCCGGUCAAUUUGUGUCAAAUUCUAAUAGAGAGUUUCCCAUAAUUCCAGCAAGGAAGCCAGAUACAAAUUGUCCUAUAAAAGCUUGUCCAAUGAUAUACAUUCCUCCAGAGUGCAAGGAAGACCAACCUUAUCAGUACCAAGGAAAGACCUGUUAUGAUUGUCCAAAGCAAAAGAAGAGCUGUAUAACUAUCAAUUCGCAGUCAUCACAACAGCCAGGAAACCUGCAACAAAUGUCAUGUCCAAUGUUUGGUUGUCCCUAUAUAUUAAUUCCUCCAGAAUGUCGGGUAGAGCGACCUUUCCAGUACCAAGGUAAGACAUGUUACAUGUGCCCACAGUGGCGUGAAGGCUGUGUUCCCCUUCCACCAAAGCCAAAUAUAAACUAUCCAACUGCUGGACCGCUUACAACAACAGAAAAGACUGUGCUAGAACCAUCAGGACAGAACAAACCCGAAACAUCAUGCCCACUUGUGCCAUGUACAAAAAUAUUAAUACCUCCUGAAUGUAGAGAAGAACAGCCAUAUGACUACAAUGGCAAAGUUUGCUAUAAAUGUCCAAAAUGGAAAGACGGGUGUCUCGGAAGAGGUAACCAGGCUGAAUCUACAACAAUUCCAAACACUUCAAUAGACACUACAAAACUUUUGAAACCAAACAAUUCGCCUUCAAUUAGAGACUUAAAAGAGAUCAUUCCUGUGAGUGAUAUUAUCAACACAGUGAAUGCAGCUAACUGUCCUCCAUUACGGUGUCCAGCCAUGUUCAUACCAAUAACUUGCAGACAGGAGUCGAUGUAUCAGUAUCAGGGUCGCACGUGCCAAGGGUGUCCAACAUGGCGGCUGGGCUGCAAUCCUAUGUCUGGCACACCGAUGAACAUGAACGCAAAUGGAAUAUUGUCGUUUAACCUGUUCAACGAGUUGUUCGCUUUCAACAGAAGAUAGCCGUGGUCAGCAUGCUGUGUUUUAUAAAGUACUGGACAAGAAAUCCACGUUUAUGAGAUUAUUUUGAUAUUAUAAUAAUUUGUACAAAAUAAAUAUUUA
This is a messenger RNA of Mercenaria mercenaria, 2440 nucleotides long. RefSeq lists its product as uncharacterized. The record is from RefSeq and is a predicted model, not a curated record. The coding region runs from base 284 to 2341 and encodes 685 amino acids. Lineage: Eukaryota; Metazoa; Mollusca; Bivalvia; Venerida; Veneridae. The transcript has 2 exons.